Molecule: messenger RNA, 3741 nt
Organism: Adineta steineri
Lineage: Eukaryota; Metazoa; Rotifera; Eurotatoria; Adinetida; Adinetidae
Source: the annotation of a GenBank genome assembly
AUGGCAGAUUCAUUGAAAAAUUAUACUACAAAUAUCUAUGCACAUAUAUUAAGUUUCUUUAAGAAUUUAAAGAAAUUAAAUGUAGUUGAAUCAACUGAUGAAACGUAUCCACCUUUAUCACUCUGUGAUUUAUCGUUGAAUACAUUCUCCUCUUCAAUUCUUACUCAUUUGUAUAUCAAUGUGUACACUUUGAAUGAUUGCCUUUAUUUACUUGAUGGACGACUUCAGCAAUUGACAACAUUAUCUGUUCAUGUUCAUAUUAUAGAUGAUUCCUCAACAAUUGUCCAUAGCAAGGAUAUUUUACCUAAUUUGAAAUGCUUCUCAUUACAAACGUUCGACCGAUUUGAACAAUACAAUAAAAUUUUAUCACUUCUGCGUCGUAUGUUAUUUGUAGAAAGUUUAACUUUAUAUAUUCGUCUCAAAGAUCAAAAUAGAGUUAUUGAUGGCACUUCUAUUCAACAUGAUAUUCUUGAUAAUAUGCCUAAACUUCAAUUAUUCACUUUUUAUAUUGGAGCUGAUCUUGAUACAAUUGAUUUAUCAAACGAAGAUAUUCAAAAAACAUUGACGACUAUUGGACAAUCUGCAACUAGUACUCUCAAUCAUGAUAUUAGUAACAAAAUGAUGUAUUCGAUUUUCUCAUUGCCUUUUGCAUUCGUAACUAUUCGAGAACUUGGCAAUAGUUUUCCAGAUAUCUUAUUCAAUUCUGUUACAUCACUACUUGUUCGAGAUGCACAUGCAUUCAAGCAUGAAUUUUUCGUUCGAAUUGCUCGGUCAUUUCCACUACUGCGAUGGUUGUGUAUUGCUAAUUUUCAAUCACAAUCAUCAUAUGAUAUGAAUACAUUUACCAUUGAUAAUAAUCAAUCAUAUUCAAUAAUUGAAUAUCCUCAUCUAACGUCACUGGAUGUGACAUAUGCACAUAUCGAUUAUGCGAAACAAUUUUUAAAUGAAAGAAAGGCACUGGUACCAUGUUUAACGAAAUUAAACACUAAAUCAUAUGAUUGUGCUUGCAAACCAUCAUUUAAAAAAGAUCAAAUAGAAGUAAUGGCUAUCGAAAAUAAUUUCAUUGAUUCUCAGAAAGAUCAACGUCGAAUAGACUUAUUAAAUGAUGCAAAUUAUGGGAUUGUGCUUUGUUUUCUGGAUAAAUUUCGAUCUAUACUUGAUUUACCACAUUACCCACUACAACUUUUUGAAGAUCAUCUUAUAAAUUGUCAAGAACAAAAUCCAUCACGUCUUAUUGAUUUUCAUUUCAUUCUUCUCAAACGCUUAUCUUUAGCAAAAAAUGCUCAACGUGAUAAAUUUGAUUCAAUUAUUACUAAAUUUGUUUCACGAUUUGAUUCAAACGAUAGUGAACAAUUAGCAACAAUUGGUUAUUUACACAUUGAUAUAAAUCUUAAAGUUCGAAUUAUAAAAAAUUUAUUUGAAAGUCAAUUUGAUUUGAAUCAAACAUUCAAAAAUACAAUUAGUGAAAAAUCAUCAUGUAAUAUUAAAUCUCUACCAUUAGGUCGUGAUCGUUUUGGUGCUUCAUAUUGGUUUUUUAUGGAUAGUAAUUGUUUUGUACGAUUAUUUCGUGAAGAUGUUAAUAAUGAUCGAACAUGGACGAAUAUUGCUAAAAAUCGAGAAGAAUUGGAAAAGUUCAUUCAAUUGUUGAUUACUGAUUCGAUUGUACGAAAGAGAUUUCCUGAUUGGAUCAUUGAUUAUGAGCCAUAUUUAUCUUUAUUACCAACAAGUGAAUUUGAACAAUGCUAUUUAUCAAUCCGAGAUGAUGUUAGAGAUGAAGAGCUUGAAACAACUCCAGAUAAUAUUGAAAAUUCUGAUCUUUCAAAAGAUAAAGAUGAAUCAUCAUCAUCACCUGAAAUAUCAACAAAAAGAAAGCGUGGACGACCGAAACGUUCAACAGAAUCUAUAAUCGAAGUAAAUUGCACUGAAGUACAAAAAGAAACUGAAACAACAAUAGAUGAUGACGACGAAGAAUCUGAUGUAUUAAAAAAAAGUAAUUCUAGAAGUAGAAAACACAAAGUUACUACAGAAGAACAAGAAGUAUCUCUUGACGAUAUGAGUCUUGCAACACGUCGAUCAUCACGACUGCGACCAACGUCUGUAGUUACUCCUGACAGUACUUCUCAGUUAUCUGGUACGACACAAAAGCAUUUAAUAAAGACAAAAACAAAAAUUUCACCUACACUUCGUUCUCGUCGUCGACGUAAAAAACCAUCUCGACGAAAUAUGGAUGAUUAUUUUUGUUUAUCAACAUCAAGUUCAGACGAACAUAUCGAUGAUCUAACUGACGAUGAAUAUAAUUCUGAUGAUAAUCAAUAUUUAGUAGAUGUUGAAGAUCAUUUUUUUGAACUUGAUGAAGAUAAUAGUAGUAUGAAUGAUCAAGAAUUACGUACAGCUAAAACAGCACAUACAUCAACAAUAAUAACAACUUGUUAUAUCUGUUCAAAAAGUGAUCGACCAGAAGUUUUAUUAUUAUGUGAUGAUUGUAAUGAUGCAUAUCAUUUGGAAUGUUUAUAUCCUGUACUUUUAUCUGUACCUGAAGGUGAUUGGUAUUGUCCAUUAUGUGAACAAAAACAAUUAUCAACUUGUUUAAUGAAUCGAUUAAAAGAAUUAUUAAUUCAUUUUAAUACAGCUGAUACGAAAAAACAAAUACGAUCUACAAAAAAAUUAUUUCAACGAAAAAUUAAAGUCAAAGAAUAUAGUAGUGAUGAGAGUAUAACAGCAUCUGAAUCCGAUAACAAUGACGAUUCAAUGUUAUCAACUAGUCAAAUAAAUGAAAAUAGUAAUUUAUCAUCAAGUUAUUUUGAUGAUGAAAAGCAAAGUAUAAGUCAACGUGGUCGUCAUCGACGUACUCGGUUUGAUAUUAGAAAAAUGCUUGGUGAUGAAUAUAUUGAUGAUGAUGCUGAUGAUAAUAGUACAGAUAAAACAAAUUUUCAUUUACAAUUACCAAAAAAGAUAACUCGGUUACUUCAUCGUCAUGAUCGAUCAUUAAUAAAAAAUGAUUCACAAACCAGGACAUUACCAACACGUUUAUGUGAUACAUCAUUUGAUUUAAAUGAAAAACUUGGUUCACCACUUGUUUAUGUUAAUGCUGAUGAAAAUUCUCAUCAAACGAAAUCUGUUAUAACUAAUUCAAAACAAACAUUAAAAAUUGUACGUCGAUGGAAUGAUGUUCAACGACGUAGUCGACUUAAAGCAACAAACAUGAAAUUAGUCAAUGAAACAAUCGCAUCUGAUUAUAUCGAUGAGAAUUCUGGAUUUGCUACCGAUGAUAUAUCAUUACCAUAUUCGAAUGAUAGUAAUAGUAAUAGUGCAACAAAAGAUGAUGAUGGUACAAUUAAUCAUUCAAGAAUAACUUUAAUUCAACCAGCAAGUUUAGUCCCUAUUGAUAAAUUUUCAUCAAGAAAUAUUACAAAAAAAUCAGAUGCCAAUUUUGAUCGACUGACUCGAGAUAUACAAAAUGCAGUGGAUGAAGCACAUGUAUUACCAACAACAACAACAACUAAAGUCAUUAAUCACAAACAAGUCAAACGAAUUCAAAAAACAAUCUUUUCACCAUAUAUGUCUAAAACUCCAUUUCCAUCAUGUUUAUCUCAAUUACCAAAUGAUGCAUGUAAUAUUUUCAAAUCACAAGAUUCUUCCAUUGCAACUUCUGAUUCAAGUAUUAGUCUCAUACCUUCUUCGACAUCAUCAUCAGUACUUGAUAUAUCUGAUGAACUAACAACAUCGUUUAAAGAUACUUGA